Propithecus coquereli (Coquerel's sifaka) is the source of this 7014-nucleotide messenger RNA. RefSeq names its product epiplakin 1 (gene EPPK1). The transcript has a single exon. Gene Ontology annotation, molecular function: structural molecule activity; keratin filament binding. Gene Ontology annotation, biological process: intermediate filament bundle assembly; wound healing. NCBI's taxonomy places the organism in Eukaryota, Metazoa, Chordata, Mammalia, Primates, Indriidae. The annotation marks the transcript as partial. The record is from RefSeq and is a predicted model, not a curated record. Gene Ontology annotation, cellular component: cytoskeleton; cytoplasm; keratin filament.
AUGAGUGGCCACACCUCUCCUCCUCUUGACGUCCUGGUCACUGACAGCACGGAGCAAGCCAGCAUCACCCAAACCAUGAUAGCCAUACCAGGAGCCAGCAGCCCCUCUGGGCCCCAGGCCGAGGCAGCGCCGUCCUCCCAGGCCAAAAGCAUAGCUGGGGUGUACGUGGAGGCCUCAGGCCAGGCCGAGAGCUUCUACACUGCCAUGAGACAGGGCCUCCUGCCUGACAGCCUUGGGCUGGCUCUGCUGGAGGCCCAGGCAGCCACUGGGGGCCUUGUGGACCCUGCCCGGGGCCAGCUGCUCCCUGUGUCAGAGGCACUGCGUCAGGGCCUGGUGGGGUUGGAGCUAAAGGAGAAGCUGCUGGCCGCUGAGGGCGCGGUCACUGGCUACUCAGACCCCUAUGGGGGUGAGAAGCUGUCACUCUUUCAGGCCAUCGGGAAGGAGGUUGUGGACAGGGCUCUGGGGUGGAGCUGGCUGGAGGCCCAGCUGGCCACGGGGGGCCUGGUAGACCCCACCCGGGGUAUUCGAGUGGCCCCAGAACCAGCCUGCCAGCAGGGCCUCCUGGAUCAGGAGACUUGGAACAGCCUGUUGGAGCUCGAGCCCAGCAUGGGGGUCCCAGGCUUCCUUGACCCCAACACACUGGAGCGGCUGAUGUACCGUGAGCUGCUGGAGAGGUGCGUACGGGCCCCUGGCUUGGGGCUGGCCCUGCUGCCUGUCAAGGUCACCUUCCGCUCUCUGGGCGGGGCGGUGAGUGCAACUGAGCUGCUGGAGGCUGGCAUCCUGGACGAGCAGACCGUCCAGUGCCUUCGGGAGGGCAGGCUGGCUGUGGCAGACGUGAGCAGGCACGCCGAAGUGCAGCGCUACCUGGAGGGUACUGGCAGUGUGGCAGGGGUCGUCCUGUUGCCCGAAGGCCUCAAGAAGAGCUUUUUCCAGGCCACCGCUGAGCACCUGAUUCCAAUGGGCAUCGCACUCCCACUUCUGGAGGCUCAAGCCGCCACCCACACCCUGGUGGACCCAGCCACAGGCCAGCGGCUAUGGGUGGAAGAGGCGGUCAGGGUGGGUUUGGUCGGCCCAGAGCUGCACGAGCCGCUCCUGUUGGCAGAGCAGGCUGUGACAGGGUACCACGACCCCUUCAGCAGCACCCGAAUCCCCCUCUUCCAGGCCAUGAAGAAGGAGCUCGUGGACAGGCCACUGGCGCUACGGCUCCUGGAUGCGCAGCUGGCCACAGGCGGGCUAGUCUGUCCGGCCCGCAGGCUCCGGCUGCCCCUGGAGGCUGCCCUGCGCUCUGGCUGCCUGGACGAGGCCACUCAACAGUUGCUCUUGAAGGCAGCUGAAUUCACAGACCCCAGCACACACAGGAGACUACAUUAUGAGCAGCUGCUGGCCCGUUGUGUCACUGACCCCGAGACGGGCCUCGCCUUCUUGCCCCUCCCAGGGGGACCCUGUGGAGAGAAGCCCCAGGGACCCCCGUUCAUUGAGCACUGCACUCGGCAGGCUUUGAGUGCGGCUGUGACCACCAUCUCCAUGGGGAGGUUCCAGGGUCAGCCCGUGUCUCUCUGGGAGCUGCUCUUCUCCGAGGCAGUCCCCAUGAAGCAGAGGGUGACACUGGCCCAGCGGCACCAGGAAGGGACCCUGUCGGUGGAAGAGCUGGCUGCUGAGUUGAAAAUUAUCAUUGAGCAGGCUGCAGCCAAUGCCAGGGUCACCUUUGCUGGGUUGAGGGACACCGUAACACCAGGGGAGCUGCUGAGAGCCAAGAUCAUCGGCCAGGACCUGUUUGAGCAGCUGGAACGAGGACAGACCACAGCCCAGGAUGUGGGCAGCCUGGACUCAGUGCAGAGGUACCUGCAGGGAACGGGCUGCAUUGCUGGCCUGCUGCUGCCUGGCUCCCAGGAGCGGCUCAGCAUCUACGAGGCCCGCGGUAAGGGGCUCCUCAGGCCUGGCACCGCCCUUAUCCUCCUUGAGGCACAAGCUGCCACUGGCUUCAUCAUCGACCCCAAAGAAAACAAGAGACACUCUGUUGAGGAGGCGCUGAGGGCUGGUGUCAUCGGGCCCGAUGUGUACAUGAAGCUGCUGUCGGCCGAGCGCGCCGUCACCGGCUACACCGACCCCUACACCGGGGAGCAGAUCUCCCUCUUCCAGGCCAUGCAGAGGGACCUCAUCGUCCGCGACCACGGCAUCCGCCUGCUGGAGGCCCAGAUCGCCACAGGUGGGGUCAUCGACCCCGUACACAGCCACCGCCUGCCCGUGGACGUGGCCUACCAGCGCGGCUACUUCGACCAGACCCUGAAUUCGAUCCUGUUAGACCCUUCUGACGACACCAAGGGCUUCUUCGACCCCAACACGCACGAGAACCUCACAUACCUGCAGCUGCUGGAGCGCUGUGUGCGCGACCCCAAGACAGGCCUGUACCUGCUGCCGCUCCGCAGCGCACAGCCCCAGCUGGUGGACGGGGCCACCCGGCAGACCUUCCAGAAGUUGCUGCUGUCUGUGAAGUAUGGACGGUUCCAAGGGCAGAGGGUCUCCGCGUGGGAGCUGAUCAACUCGGAAUACUUCAGUGAGGACCAGAGGAAGCAGCUGCUGCAGCAGUACCGGCUGCGCAAAGUCACGCAGGAGCACGUCAAGCGGCUGCUGGAGGCAGCAUCGCGGAGGCGGGCAGACAUCAUGCUGCCUGCACUGCAGGGCCGUGUCAGCGCCUACCAGCUCCUGGAGGCCCACAUCAUCGACCAGCAACUCCUGGACCAAGUGCUGGCGCAGACAAUCAGUCCUGAGGCCCUCCUCCGCAUGGACAACAUCCGCAGGUUCCUGCGCGGCUCCGGUGCUGUGGGUGGUGUGCUGCUGCAGCCUUCCAACCAGCGGCUCAGCCUCUACCAGGCCAUGAAGCAGAAGCUGCUGCGACCUAGUGUGGCCCUGGCUCUGCUGGAGGCUCAGGCGGCCACUGGCACCAUCGUGGACCCUUGCAGUCUGGAGACCCUCUCAGUGGAUGAGGCUGUGCGUAGGGGCGUGGUGGGGCCAGAGCUGUGUGGCAGGCUGAGGAGGGCCGAGGGUGCCGUCACUGGCUUCAGAGACCCCUUCUCUGGGAAGCGGGUGUCCCUGUUCCAGGCCAUGAGGAAGGGCCUUGUCCCUUUGGAGCAAGCUGCCCGCCUCCUAGAGGCCCAGGUGGCCACAGGAGGGGUCAUUGACCCUGAAGGCCACCUACACCUCCCCAUGCCGGUGGCCAUCCAGCGUGGCUACAUUGACCGGGAAAUGGAGACGGCUGUGUCCAGUGCUUCUGAGACUUUCCCCACACCAGACAGCCAGGGACACACCAGCUAUGCCCAGAUCCUGAAGCAGUGUGCCCAGGACAAAGCCUCUGGCCUUCACCUCCUGCCCUUGCCAGAAAGUGCUCCCACCAUCCCCACUGACGAGCAGGUCCAGGAGACCCUGCAGGCCACACCGGGGACGGAGGAUGGCAUGUCCCUCUGGGACCUGCUUGGCUCCUGCCACUUCACUGAGGAGCAGCGGAGGGGCUUCCUGGAGGACAUCCGGGAGGGGAAGACCACCGUGCCACAGUUGCAGGCAGCCGUGCAGAAGUGGGUGCAGGGAGCCAAGCUCCUGGCCCAGGCCCGUGUCACGGUGCCUGGCCCGCGGGGUGAGGUCCCCGCUGUCUGGUUACUGGAUGCUGGCAUCAUCACCCAGGAGACCCUUGAAGCGCUGGCUCGAGGCACGCUGUUGCCCACUGAGGUGGCUGAGCAGCCAGCGGUGAAGGCCUGCUUGUGGGGCACAGGCUGCGUGGCUGGCAUGUCGCUGCAGCCCUCUGGGGCCAAGGUCAGCAUUGCUCAGGCUGUGAAGGAUGGCGUCCUGCCUGCAGGCCUGGGUCAGAGGCUGCUGGAGGCCCAGGUAGCAUCUGGAUCCCUUGUUGACCCUCUGACCAACCAGAGAUUGUCAGUGGAUGAUGCAGUGAAGGCCGGCCUGGUGGGCAGGGAGCUGAGUGAGCCGCUCCGGCAGGCCGAAAGGGCUGCAGCUGGGUACACAGACCCCUACUCGGGGGGCUCCCUCUCGCUGUGGCAGGCCAUGGAGAAGGGGCUUGUGCCCCAGAGUGAGGGCUUUCCCCUCCUGCAGGCACAGCUGGCCACGGGGGGUGUGGUGGACCCUGUCCACGGGGUGCACCUACCCCAGGCAGUGGCCUGCAGGCUCGGCCUCCUGGACGAGCAGACGGGCCAGGCGCUGACCACGACAGAUGCAGACAACAAGUUCUUCUUCGACCCCAAUACGAGGGACAAGGUAACAUACCAGCAGCUCAAGGAACGCUGCCUGCUGGAUGCCGAGACCGGCCUGUGGCUGCUACCGCUCCCCCAGGACAGAGCACUAGAGGUGGAUGACCACACCGCUGUAGCCUUGAGGGCCAUGAAAGUGCCCGUUAGCAUGGGGAGGUUUCAAGGCUGCAGCGUGUCGCUCUGGGACCUGCUGUGCUCCGAGUACAUUGGCCCUGACAAGCGACGGGAGCUGGCAGCACUCUGCCGGUCUGGGAGGGCUGCAGCGCUACGGCAGGUGGUCAGUGCGGUUACUGCCCUGGUGGAGGCUGCAGAGGGGCAGCCCCCACAGGCCACCUUCACAGGGCUCCGGAAGCAGGUAUCAGCCCGGGACUUGUUCAGGUCUCAGCUGAUCUCCAAGAAGACACUGGAUGAGCUGCAGCAGGGGAAGAGGACCGUGCAGGAGGUCAUGCAGACGGACAGCGUGCGGCGGUCCCUGGAGGGAGGCAACUUCAUUGCCGGGGUCCUCAUCCAGGGCACCAAGGAGAGGCUGAGCAUCCCGGAGGCACUGAGAAGGUGCAUCCUGCGGCCCGGCACAGCCCUGGUGCUGCUGGAGGCACAAGCGGCCACGGGCUUUAUCAUUGACCCUGUGAAGAACCAGAAGCUGACUGUGGAGCAGGCAUUCGAAGCAGGGAUGUUUGGCAGAGAAACCUACAUGAAGCUUCUGUCAGCCGAGCGUGCCGUCACCGGCUACACUGACCCCUACACCGGGGAGCAAAUCUCCCUCUUCCAAGCCAUGCAGAAGGACCUCAUCGUGCGUGACCACGGCAUCCGCCUGCUGGAGGCCCAGAUCGCCACGGGUGGCAUCAUCGACCCCGUGCACAGCCACCGCCUGCCCGUGGACGUGGCUUAUCAGCGCGGCUACUUUGACGAGGAAAUGAACCGUGUGCUGGAGGACCCAAGCGAUGACACCAAGGGCUUCUUCGACCCCAACACGCACGAGAACCUCACAUACCUGCAACUGCUGGAGCGCUGUGUGUGUGACCCUGAGACAGGCCUGUACCUGCUACAAAUUGUAAAGAAAGGAGAAACCUACACGUACAUUGAUGAGACCACAAGGCAAGUUCUCCAAUCUAGGACUCUGAAAAUGCGCGUGGGCCGGUUUGCCAACCAGACAGUGUCUCUCUGGGACCUGCUAUCCUCAGCAUACUUCACAGAUGACAGGAAGCGUGAGCUCGUGCAGGACUAUGGAGCUCGGGACAGGGGCCUGGAGGAAUUGUCAGCAGUCAUCACCACGGCCAUCGAAGAGGCAGAAGAGCAGAACCAAGCCAUCAAGGUGGCAGCCAUCAGGGGGGACACGACAGCUGCAGAGUUGUUCCACGCUGGGGUUGUGGAUAAAACGACCCUGGAUACACUUCGCCAGGGUAACAGGGGUGAGCAGGACCUCAAGCAGCUGGAGCAUGUGAGGAUCUAUCUGGAAGGCAGUGGCUGCAUCGCUGGGGUGACUGUGCCCGCCACCCAGGAGGUCAUGACCUUCCACGAGGCCAGCAGGAAAGAGCUCAUCCCCACAGUGUUCGCAGCCCAGCUGCUGGAGGCACAGGCUGCCACCGGGUUCCUGCUGGAUCCCCACACUCACCAGAAGCUGUCCGUAGAUGAGGCCGUGGCUGUGGGCCUAGUGGGCGAGGAGCUGCAGGAAAGGCUCUUAAACGCCGAGAAGGCUGCCACAGGCUACGAGGACCCUGACUCAGGAGACACAAUCCCAUUGUUCCAGGCCAUGCAAAGGAAGCUUGUCACAACGGCAGAAGCCUUGAGAUUGCUGGAGGUGCAGGUGGCCACGGGCGGCAUCAUCGACCCACAGCAACACCACCGGCUCCCACUACAGACAGCCUACAGACGUGGCUGUCUGCACGAGGACACUUAUGCACUCAUCGCUGAUCAGAAACACAUGAAGAAAAGGUUUGUGGACCCCAACACACAGGAGAAGGUCACCUACCAGAUGCUCCAGGAGAGGUGCCAGAGGCAGGAGCACACAGGCUGGGCUCUGUUCCCCGUGGUCAGGGACACACAGCAGCCUGAGUACAUUGAUGAGGCCACCAGAAAGGCUCUUGAGGCAGAGCAGGUAGAAGUAACAGUGGGGAGGUACCGAGGCCAGAAGAGAACAGUCUGGGACCUCCUGAACUCAGAAUAUGUGACGGAGGAAAGAAAGCUUGAGCUGGUGAGAAUGUACAAAAGGGAAACAGCACGACCACUACAGAAGGUAGUACAUGUGAUAUUAGACAUCAUCAAAGAGCAUGAAACCAGCAGGGAGCAACUGUGGUUCCGAGGGAUAAAAAGAAAUAUCACAGCAUCUGAGCUGGUAAGCGCAGACAUCAUCACCACAGAGACCCUACGGGAACUAGAGACAGGAACAUGCACACCACAGCAGGUGACCGCAGAUGAGCGAGUGAAGCGCUACCUGGAGGGCACCAGCUGCAUCGCGGGCGUCCUGGUGCCCGCCAAGGACGAGCCCGGCCGCCAGGAGAAGAUGAGCAUCUACCAGGCCAUGUGGAAGGGCGUGCUGCGGCCCGGCACGGCCCUGGUGCUGCUGGAGGCGCAGGCGGCCACCGGCUUCGUCAUCGACCCGGUGCGCAACCAGAAGCUGUCCGUGGAGGAGGCGGUGGCCGCGGGCCUGGUGGGCGGGGAGAUCCGGGAGAAGCUGCUGUCGGCCGAGCGCGCCGUCACCGGCUACACCGACCCCUACACCGGGGAGCAGAUCUCCCUCUUCCAGGCCAUGCAGAGGGACCUC